CUUCAGCCAAGGGUACAACCAACGAAUCUUAACCAUGUCGCACAGCAAGUUCAGUGUCUUUGGGCGUAUGCUUGGAAACUUGCAGAAAAUGCGGAUCGAAUGCAAAGGUUCCCUGUCAGCAGCGCUUACAACUGGGUCUCUGAUUCAGGAUAUUAGAUCACCCAAUGUACCCGAUCUGAUUGCACGCCUGCUGAUCUAUGACUUGCGCUCGGUUCAUAGAAAGAUACUGAUGUCCCCACUAAUAAUUAUACUCUUAUCUAUUCAAAUGAAACGCUUGAUCCUAGACCCGGCUGUGUGGUUUAAAAGCCACAAUCCGCUGCCAACAAUUGAUGAGGGCGGAAAUGUGGUGAAAGUUCGCUUAGUAUGUAAUUCCAUGAACCCAAGGGCACUAUCGUCGCACCCGGUUCUGUUUGUACAGCUGCGUGCUAUAUACAAUGAACAAACCUUUAGUGUAGCGGACACGCCUGACUUUGUGGAUGCAACUAAAUGGAUAAAUAACUGGUUAAAUAGGAAUUUGAACGGCAGGCUAAUUCUGAUGAUCAACGGACAAAAUACCAUCGGAAAUGUUACCGAGAAAAAGUACAAGUCUAUACUGUCACAAUGUGCUUCACUAUUUCCGAACUACCCCAUAUACUACGUCGUUCUACCGGACUCGUGGCUAGCUGUGAAAGAACAUCUCACGCCAGGCAUCAUUGCGUGGUGGCGCCGUCAUAGACUGGAUCUUUUCAAUGAGGAAUCAUGCUAUGUGCACAGAACGAAACAACACGAAGACCUGGCAGAGGCUGCCUUUUUGAAACGUCGAAGCUAUAAGUUCAUUGACAAUGUUGUAAGAGGAGAUGGUCCGCCUGGAUGGCUGAUCGAUUGCGACGUAAUUCCAGGCAUGAACCCAUCGGAUGAUAGCAAGCAGAGCGUGCCGUUAAUUACCACUUGUGCUGUGCAUGGAAAGGAACAACUGCCGAUUUUCGAAGAGGCGAGCAACGGACUUUUCAUACACGGAUUGCAUCUCAACAAUAAUGAUUUAGACUCGGCGUCGAAGAAACUCGCUGUGCCGGCCGCUGUAUCACAGGUUGAUGACGGUACUACCCUUGCAUCGCGAGGACAGGUGAAGAGGGACCGCAGAUUUCAGAGUGGUAUCGCACAGAGUAAAAAUGGAUCUUAUAUGGGUACAAGAUCGACUACAGCCACGAAACCUUUCCUCAGCUCACCACCUAUGGUGAGUGCCAGAAGAUCUCCCCCUGUUCUGCCAGUUGAGGGCAAUUCUGUCAGACGUAGCGGUUUGCCAAUAUCUGACACUUCGAUACCAAACGCAAAGUUGCCGUCCCAGGUGACAACGACCGAAGGCAUGCGAGCUGUUCUGAGCAGCUACUGUAUCCGCCCAAAAGUCAGUACCAAAACAGCGACGAGCGUUGGUAACGCAUCUGGUCGAGGGGCGAAGCGGAAGAACCGUGCGGCUGUCUUAGAAUCACCAAAAUCACCAAAAACCAAACGGACGGCUGCUGCUUCAAAGCCCACAGCGCAGGUCGGCACGAGUACAUUGCAAACCAGUAUCCGAAAGAUUUCUGCGUAUGAUCUGUGGAGACCAUCUCAAUCUGAUAUUCGGUCUUGCGCACUUGCGUAUCUGCAGCAGAAGUCUGACUUGAGUAGGAAGUACAAACCUGCGCGUCAAAUCAACGAUACCGGUCCGAUUCGGGUAGGAGAUGACACUACGGUGAACCCGGUCGCACCUGCAAAUACUCCGCACAAAGGUCAAGUAUCAGCAUGCUUCGAUAUUUCAGCGCGAACUAGAGAUUUAACAUCAACCGCUCCAGAAUCCAGUGCAAGAAUUAAAAUAAGAAGCAAAGAUACAACAGGCCAGAGAUUUGAGAAAAAUUCUGGUAUUGCCAGAAGUACUCAUACUGUUGCGCCCAUGGGUGUGCGAAGAUCUGCAGAUCAGUCGGCAGUUCGUGGGGUUGAUAUCAUACGCGCCAAUUCAGCGCCUGGAUCAAAAGUGAAAAUGGCUAUACAGAAAGAUCCACGACGCUCGUCCUGCACUGUAAAUAUGACUUUGAAUCAAGCUAUGCUCGAAGUGAGGAAAGCUCAACAGAAGAUCAAACAGGCAGAGCUGAAGGCUAAAAUACUAGCAAAAAGAAAGGCAUAUGAUCGAGCUAACAGUCAAUCGUGACCCUCCGGCUAUCUAAAUAAGCUCACCCGAGGUAGCAAUAAGUGCGCACAAGUCCGCCUAAGACUUUAUUCUGCGGCGUGAAUUACUGUCUAUUCAUUGUAGCUUAAGAAUCACUGUUCCAUUAAACAAUGAUUUACUGUGCGUUCAAUCUCUCAAUUAUAGUCGUCAAUAGAGGAUAAUGUUGCCUGAUCCUGAACUGAUGCGAAUUCUCU
This is a messenger RNA of Sphaeroforma arctica JP610, 2373 nucleotides long. RefSeq lists its product as hypothetical. The record is from RefSeq and is a predicted model, not a curated record. NCBI's taxonomy places the organism in Eukaryota, Ichthyosporea, Ichthyophonida. Bases 35 to 2161 code for a protein of 708 amino acids. The transcript is spliced from 12 exons.